This is a messenger RNA of Loxodonta africana (African savanna elephant), 10099 nucleotides long. It is a transcript of the gene C15H2orf81, whose product is annotated as chromosome 15 C2orf81 homolog. Lineage: Eukaryota; Metazoa; Chordata; Mammalia; Proboscidea; Elephantidae. The record is from RefSeq and is a predicted model, not a curated record. The coding region runs from base 6205 to 8085 and encodes 626 amino acids. The transcript is spliced from 3 exons.
AGGGGGGGACCCAGGGCUGAGUCACAGGGCGGUGGGGGAAGCCAGUAGGAAGGAUGGUGAUGGCGCUGGACGCGGUGGCCUCAGGCGCCCGUGCCAACAAGCCAGGAUGAGGCAGGGUAGUCCCCGGCUCGGUUCCCUGCAGACCCCCAGCUCCGGUCAGAGGUCACAUUCUUAGCCCCGGGCCCGCUUGCCUGACUCCUGGAACGUUCAGUCCCUCCGAAUCCGCCGCCACCAUAGAGACGACGCACUUACGCAGGUCGCUGGGCGGGGCGAACGGCCCGAACUGCAGUACGCUGCCUGGUUGCCCGGACAACCGUGGGCGGGGCGAGCGGGCCUGCGCGCGGCGCGGUUGCCAGGGCAACCGGUAGGCGGUGGCAGCGGCUACGGGGCGACACUGUUAAAACUCCCAGGUUGGAGCAACAGCGGCGGCGAUGGCGCACGAAGGCUCGGUGAGCUUCAGCAAGAUUGGGGGUGCGCUAGAGUCAGAGUCGGCGGUUAAGGUCGGUGUGGGGAACCGCCCGUCAGCUCCGCGACGAGCGUCGCCCCUGCUUCUGAAAGUCCACCGUGGCGACCCGAAGCCAUUCGGCUUCCAUACGUACGCCUCCUCUCCGGCCGGUCCCCGGCCUCCGAGCACGGAGUUUGCGGAUCCCCUCAGCUCCACGCAGCUCUGUCCUCGCUCUCGUCCUCUCGACCCAGAGUUAUCCAGGGUGGGAUACGUGUCUACUUCUUACCUUCACUUUUGGCUUUCAAGACAACCAAGGAAGUCACGUUGGACAGAAAACCUGCACCUGCACAACGCCUACCCACCCCCUUGGUCAUACCAAGGCCCUGAGGGAAAGGGUAAAAAGUGUGGUCCAGAGCCCGAGAACAAGAAGUGAAUUCGGAAACAGCUAAUGCAUCUAAUACGUUUCUUAGAGGUCUCAUUUAAAUGGGUAAACCAGAAUAGGUCAGGAAUUUGCGGCUGAAGUGUUGCUAGAUAUUUCACGUAUUUCAAGACUGUCAGGAAGAAGAAAACUGUGAAGUUGCACUUGAAAAUUAUUCUUUAAAAGCCAAGAAACAUUUUUUUUAAUUGUGCUUUAAAUGAAAGUUUACCCUUCAAGUCAGUUUCUCAUACAAAAACUUAAACACACGUUGUUAUGUGACUCUAGUUGCUCUCCCUACAAUGUGACAGCACACUCCUCCUCUCCACCCUGUAUCUCCCCUGUCCACAGCUCCUUUCCACUUCUACCUUCUCAUCUCGCCUCUGGACAGGAGCUGCCCAUUUAGUCUCAUGUAUAGAAAAAAAAAAUUUUUUUUUCUAUCUGCUUGAGCCGAGAAGCACAUACUUCACAAGUAUCAUUAUAGUCAAGUUUAAUUUUUAUCUGAAGAGUUGGCUUCAGGAAUGGUUUUAGUUCUGGGCUAACAGAGAGUCUGGGGCCAUGUCUUCCGGGCUCCCUCCAGUCUCAGUCAGACCAUUAAGUCUGGUCUCUUUACUAGAUUGUGAGUUCUGCACCCCACUUUUCUCCCGCUCCAUCAGGGGACUCUGUUGUGUUCCCUGUCUGGGCUGUCAUUGGUGGUAGACAGGCACCAUCUUGUUAUUCUGGUCUCAGGCUGAUGGAUUCUCUGGUUUAUGUGGCCCUUUCUGUCUCUUGGGCUUAUAUUUUCCUUCGGUAUUCUUCGUUCUCCUUUGCUCUGGGUGCAAGAAACUUUAAGAGCCAAGAUUUGAAGAGCAAAAGUUGUGCAAAAGUUCUCUGGCCCAUCUGGCCAGGCCAGGUCUAAGCACAGGUGCCAGAUGAGGGGCUGGGAGGAGAGGUCUAAGGAGCCAACUCUCCUUUUCUAGCUAGCCCUGCUCUGGCCAAGCCUGGCCUGGGCUGCAGGUCACUUCCUGGGCUUGCCAUUAGGGCUGUUCUUUUGGGGGCUCUUCUCACAAGUGAAGAGAAGACAGUUUGUGCCUGGAAAAUAAGGUUUAAGGGAUUUUGAGUUCAGUGUGAGAUUUAGGAAACUCCAAAUUUGGGGGAGGAUGAAUUAUGAGGCAAUUAGGUGGUGGGGGUGGGGAGGAGGUAAAAGUUUGAGAGCAUCAUACUUGGAGGAAAAUUUUGGGAAGGACCAGGUUUAGGGGGACUGUUGUGGAGAAGUGAAGCACCUAAGAGAUUGCUAGUAAAUCCCUACGUCCCGAGAAUAAAUGAGAUUUUGGGACAUGUUUUUUCCUUUUUAAGUGGAGUUUUCUUGAUUAUAACAGAAUAAAACUCAUCAUAAAAAAAUAAAAAAACAGUUGCUGUCCAGUCUAUUCCAAUUCACAAUGACCUCACGUGUUUCAGAGAACUGGGCCCCACAGGGUUUUUGAUGGUCUUGAUGUUUCUUCCAGGCACCUCUGGGUAGAUUCGCACCACCAACGGUUUUGUACCACCUAAACCCCAAAAACCAAACCCUAUGGCAUGGAGUUGAUUCUGACUCAGCAACCCUAUAGGACAGAGUAGAACUGCCCUGUAGGGUUUCCAAGGAACUGCUGCCCUUUUGGUUAGCAGCUAUAGCUCUUAAGCACUGUGGCAACAGGGAUUUAGAAAAGAGGAAAGCAUAGAUAUACCUACUGUUACUGUUUUGGUGUUUUCCCUUUCUUCAGCACCUGUUGAUUUACACAUUUGAGAUUAAAUUCUACAUGUAAUUUUUAUCCUGUUUCCUUCAUUUAACAGUACAUCGUAAGUAUUUUCCAGUGCCAUUACAAAAUCUUCCUAAAUAUCAUCUGUAAUUAUUGCACAACAUCCAGUCAUAUAGAUAUACCACAAUUUACCAACUAUCCCCCCUUUUUUGCAUUAGACGUAUGUUUUCAAUAUUCUAUUAUAAACAACCUACAGGGAAUAUGUUAGAAAGUAUAUUUUUAUCUUCAGGAUAUGCCUUCGGGGUGUAUUUAUAGAGCUGAAAUGGCUGGAUUAAAGGAGUUGAAAUAUUUUUAAUGCUCUUGAUACAUACUCUUGAAUGACUUUCCAAAAAUAUUUGUUCCAUUUAACAUUCCCACCAGUAGGGUGUCAGACUACUUAAUCUUUGCCACUAUCGAGUAUUCUUAUUUUUAAAAUAACUUUUAUGGACUAAAAAUUAGAAUCUCAAAUUUGUGUUUUGAAAUUUUUGAAGGUUGGACAUCUUUUCGAAUGUUUAUUAAUGAUACACAAUUUCUUUUAUGUGAAAUGUUAUGACCUUUAUGUGUGCGCUCUUACUGCUUUUCUUUCUGUGAGUUUUUAAUGUAUUUGAAAUAUUUAUUUUCAUAUUUGUCGCAAAUAUUUUUCUUUGUUUGGAAGGCAGGAUAAAGUCAGGCUCUGCAAUCAGGUUUAGCUGCAUAUGAAUUCUGAACUCCACCACUUUCUAAUUAUGUGAUCCUGGGAAAAUUACUGAAAAGUGGGGAUGAAAAUAGUACAUAGUCUAAAAAAUAUAGUAAUUGAGCGUAUAUAUGUAACUGGCAUAUUUAAGUGCCAGUAAACCAUAACUACUAAUGUUAGCCUGUAAUUAGGAACUUUUUUUUUUUAGGUACAGGAAAAUUUGAGCUAUAUGUAUAUACCUGUUUACCUAUGUCUUUAUAAUUUCUCCCACUACUUUUAUGUGUAAAUAGUCCUUUCUAGCAAAAAAUAUAUAACAAUUUUACCUGAUUUUCCUACUUUUUAUGGUUCUGUUUGUUUAUUUUUUGAGUAUUUAUCCUUUAAUUCAUCCAAAAUUUACUGAGACAUAUAAAUGGCUACCAAUAAUUCCAGCACCGUUUACUGACUUGUCUUUCUUAAGGAGCUCUUUGAACUCCAGUGGAUCCAGUGCAGGUAGCAAGGGCCGUGGAGUUAGACCACCACUUGUCCAUCUGUUAGUCAUACUGCAGUUGCUCUCGUGUUACCAUGAUGGUGGAAGCUAUGCCACUGGUAUUUAAAAUGCCACAGGGCCACCCAUGGUGGAGAGGCUUCAGCAGAGCUACUAGAUUGAGACAGACUAGGAAGAAAGGCCUGGUGAUCUACUUCCAAAAAUCAGCCAAUGCAAACUUUAUAGAUCACAACAGAACAGUGUUGAUAUAGUGCCGGAAGAUGCAAACAUACCAGUAAUCAUGAAGACGGCACAGCGUGGGCAGUGUUGUUUUAAGCAAGGGAUCCAUGAGCAGAAGAGCACUAGGGGGCAGCUAACAACAACAACAACAACAUGGAGUAAAGUAUUAUAACAUGGAGUAAAGUAUUAUAACAUGGAGUAAGUAUUAUAAUGACAUGUGCAAAGAGCUGGAGAUGGAAAACCAAAAGGGAAGAACACCCUCGACAUUUCUCAAGCUGAAAGAACUGAAGAAAAAAUUCAAGCCUCGAGUUGCAAUAGUGAAGGAUUCCAUGUGGAAAAUAUUAAUGACGCAGGAAGCAUCAAAAGAAGAUGGAAAGAAUACACCGAGUCACUAUACCAAAAAGAAUUGGUCGAUGUUCAACCAUUUCAAGAGGUGGCAUAUGAUCAGGAACCGAUGGUACUGAAGGAAGAAGUCCAAGCUGCUUUGAAGGCAUUGGCGACAAACAGGGCUCCAGGAAUUGAUGGAAUAUCAAUCGAGAUGUUUCAACAAACAGAUGCAGUGCUGGAGGUGCUCACUCGUCUAUGCCAAGAAAUAUGGAAGACAGCUUCCUGGCCAACUGACUGGAAGAGAUCCAUAUUUAUGCCUAUUCCCAAGAAAGGUGAUCCAACCGAAUGUGGAAGUUUUAGAGCAAUAUCAUUAAUAUCAUACGGAAGCAAAAUUUUGCUGAAGGUCAUUCAAAAACGGCUACAGCAGUAUAUCGACAGGGAACUGCCAGAGAUUCAGGCUGGUUUCAGAAGAGGAUGUGGAGCCAGGGAUAUCAUUGCUGAUGUCAGAUAGAUCCUGGCUGAAAGCAGAGAAUACCACAAGGAUGUUUACCAGUGUUUUAUUGACUAUGCAAAGGCAUUAGACUGUGUGGAUCAUAACAAAUUAUGGAUAACACUGAGAAGAACGGGAAUUCCAGAACACUUAAUUGUGCUCAUGAGGAACCUUUACACAGAUCAAGAGGCAGUUGUUCAGACAGAACAAGGGGAUACUGAUUGGUUUAAAGUCAGGAAAGGUGUGCAUCAGGCUUGUAUUCUUUCACCAUACUUAUUUAAUCUGUACACUGAACAAAUAAUACAAGAAGCUGGACUAUAUGAAGAAGAACAGGGCAUCAGGAUUGGAGGAAGACUCAUUAACAACCUGCAUUAUGCAGAUGACACAACCUUGCUUGCUGAAAGUAAAAAGGACUUGAAGCACUUACUAAUGAAGAUCAAAGACCACAGCCUUCAGUAUGGAUUACACCUUAACAUAAAGAAAACAAAAAUCCUCAUAACUGAACCAGUGAGCAACAUCAUGAUAAACGGAGAAAAGAUUGAAGUUGUCAAGGAUUUCAUUUUACUUGGAUCCACAAUCAAUGCCCCUAGAAGGAGCAGUCAAGAAAUCAAACGACGUAUUCAAACGACGUAUUGCAUUGUGCAAGUCGGCUGCAAAGGACCCCUUCAAAGUGUUGAAGAGCAAAGAUGUCACCCUGCAGACUAAGGUGCGCCUGACCCAGGCCAUGGUAUUUUCAGUCACAUCAUGUGCAUGUGAAAGCUGGACAAUGAAUAAAGAAGACCGAAGAAGAGUUGAUGCCUUUGAAUUGUGGUGUUGGCGAAGAAUAAUGAAUAUACCAUGGACUGCCAAAAGAACGAACAAAUCUGUCUUGGAAGAAGUGCAGCCAGAAUGCUCCUUAGAAGCAAGGAUGGCGAGACUGUGUCUUACAUACUUUGGACAUGUUGUCAGGAGGGAUCAGUCCCUGGAGAAGGACAUCAUGCUUGGCAGGGUACAGGGUCAGCGGAAAAGAGGAAGACCCUCAACGAGGUGGAUCGACACAGUGGCUGCAACAAUGAGCUCAAGCAUAACAACGAUUGUAAGGAUGGCGCAGGGCUGGGCAGUGUUGCAUUCUGUUGUGCAUGUGGUUGCUAUGAGUCCCAGCCAACUCAAGGGCACCUAACAACAAGAACAACAUAGCUUGGGUUUACUAGCAGUAUGGUCUGGAGCAAUUGAUGGUUAACCUCUGUUAAGUUGCACUUUCUUUGUCUGCAAAAUGAGCUUAGUGGGCUGUUACAAAAAUAAAAUUAGGUAGGUCAAACACCUAAAAAACAUCUGUCACAUAGUAGGUUCAUAGUAAGCUGUAGUCCCUCUCUCUUUUCCUUCCUACCAGGCAUCUUGUGAAAGCCCCUUACUAGCCUAUGGCAGUGCCUCCAUCCCACUCCUCAGUUUCAGCCCCUGACUGCGUUGUUCUGUUCCCACAGAGGCAGGAGAGGCAGGCCAGAGACCGCGGGGUGACCAGAUCCAAGGCGGAAAAGGCCCGGCCGCCCACAGUGCCGGUGCCGCAGGUGGACAUCGUGCCUGGGCGGCUCAACGAGGCCGAAUGGAUGGCGCUGGCGGCUAUUGAGGAGGGCGAGGACGUGGUGGGGGACAUCAUAGCCGACCUGCUAGCCCGAGUCAUGGACUCCGCCUUCAGAGUCUACCUGACCCAGCAGUGUAUUCCAUUCACCAUCAGUCAGGCCCGCGAGGCCAUGCUGCAGAUCACCGAGUGGCGCUUCCUGGCCCGGGACGAAGGGGAGUCUGCAGUGGCCGAUGACCCCACAUGGGGCGAGGACGAGGAGCCCUUGGCGUGCAUUACGGACGCCUGGGCUCAGGGCUCAGUGCCUGUGCUGCAUGCACCCGCCUCUGUGGGGCCCGAGGAGACCCUCCAAGAAGACCGAGGGAGCGUGGACCGCAGCCCUUUAAAAAGAUCUUGGGUAGGGAGAGGCUCCCAGGAGCAGAUGGAGUCUUUGGAGCGGUCUCCGGAGCCAGGAGCCUGCCCGGGCCCCCCGCCCGCCCCGGAGUUGUUUCAGGAGGCAGGGCCCGGGGAGCCUUUAGAGGAACUGGACGACCAGGAGAGAGGCGCUGUCUCCUCGGCGGAGUCGUGCAACGCAAGCUUCCAUCCAUCGGAGGAGAUGGCGUCCGCCGGCAGUCCCGAGCCAUCUGAGGAGGAGUUUCUGGAAGCCGGCUCCCAAACACCGGAGGAGACCGGGCAGCCCCUCAGCAACCAGCUCUCGCUCGGGGACCUCUAUUAUUGCGCGCCCCAGCCCGACGAGGCGGGGGACCGGGCCGAGCUCGAGAAGGAGGGAGUUUCCCCCAUCGCCUCGGGAACGUUGCUGUCCUGCCCCUCUGUGGACUCCCCUACUCGGCUCAGCCCUUCAGCGUCACUCUGGUCGCAGCAGCCGAGGCGCGCCGAAGCCUGGCUGGACGCGCUUCACCAUAGGGCCGGCGGCAAGGUGGGGGGAACGGCGCGCCUGGACCCCGCGCGGCUGCCGCGCCACUGGGUGCGCCCCCUGGCGGAGGUCCUGGUCCCAGGCACCGAGGCCUGCCUCCUGGAAGCUUACCGCGGGCGCCGGCGGAACAAGACCGACGCCCGCGCCACACCCCAAGCCCGGGAACACGGACAUCGCGUCUCCCCGGCAGCUUUCGUCCCUCUCCGGCCUGGCGUUCCAUUCCAUGCCUUGGAUUCUCGCCUCGGCCUCCAAUUCCCCAGUCUCCGGUCUCCAGUCUUAGUGUCGAAGAUGCCCUUCCCCAGCCCGGGGCUCCGCUUCCUCACCACACACCCAACGCUCCCCGACGUGGCCCGAAGCCCCAGCCCCAAGCUGUGGCCCAGUGCCAAGUGGCCCAGCGGCUGGGAAGGGGAGGCCGAGCUGCUGGAUGAGCUGUGGGCCGGCCGCACUCGCGUGCCUCCACAGCGCUUGGACCCUGGGGACCGAAAGGGCCAGGAUUCUCGCGGGUGGCCUCUUCUGGCACCUCGGGUCCUCGAGGCCACCUCCCAGGUGAUGUGGAAGUCCGUGCUACUGCCAGAUGCCAUGAAAUUGGAGCCUGGUGUGAGCCUGUGGAACCCGAGCACCCAGGUGCUACUCAGUGCUUCCGAACCCCAGGAGGAGGACAAGGAAGGACGUAUUUCUCCUCCUGUGGAGCAGCACCCCAUCCAGACAGGUGCCCCAAAGCCCCAGGUGACCGUGGCACAGUUAGUGAAGGACUCAACCCCGAAAGUGUGGUCACUCCCUUCCAAGGACCUGCCCCAUUCUGAGACCUGACCUUCUGGCACUAGGAACCCACCUUCCCUCUGUCAGCCUGCUGGAAAUAAACACCUGGGUUGCCUUAGGAGUUGGCCUGAUGUCUCUCUCCAUUUUUUCCAAGAGUGUCCACUUCCUCACUGAACCCCAAGGAUGUCAGUGUCCUGUAGCCCUAAUAGAAGAACACUACCUCGGGGGAACAGCCCCAUCAUCACUUAGGAGACCCUGGUUUAGGACCAAAGCUGCUCCCUAGAAGAGGCAUUCUGGAGACUUCACCUACCAUCUCAAAGAGCAGGCUUAAGGGCUGCAAGUGGAGGUCUGGGGCCAAAGAAGGAAAUAGGCUUGAGAGAACUUUUAGAGUCUACUUUCAGUAGGAGAGGGAGGGCAUGGCCCUGCUUAAGCACAGAGUGAUUCAAGACAAGAGGAACUGGAUUUCUUGCUUCUUCAAAAUCCGGGACCUGGAUGACCUUGAGAACUCUGCCAAUGUGCCUUGGAAUGCAACUCCAAGUUUUUGCUUUUGGAGACAGAUCUGGACCUAUGUAGUGUUCCUGGGUGGCACCAAUGCUUUGCACUUGGCCGCUAACCUAAAGCUUGCUGAUUUGAAACCACCUAGUUUUUUUUUAGUGGUUCCAGGGAAGAAAGGGCCUGGUGAUCUGCUUCCAUUAAAAGUACAGUCAAGAAAACCCUAUGGAGCAGUUCUACUCUGACCCAUGAGGUCUCCAUGAGUCAGAAUUCACAGGAAGGCAACUAAUAACAGCAAUAAUGUUAUAGAUUGAAAUGUGUCUCCCCAAAAUAUAUGUUGUAAAUCCUAACCUCGAUGCCUGUAAGAAUGGUGUGGCUGAGGCAUCUGACCUCCUGUAACUUCACUGGGGGAAGGAGAAUCAAGAUCAACAGCCCAAGGCUGAUUUCUAUGAGGUAGAGGUCAGACAUGCCUAUCUCUGCCAUCUUUACCAAUUCUGACAUCAACUGUCUCUCCCACGGCACUUUCUACUUCUCUGCUAAGUUCAGUAAUUCAUUGCAAUGGCCACACAGAACUCACAGAUAAUACUCACGAUUAUGGGGUUUAUUAGGGAAGUAACAGAUUCAGAUUCCGGACAGCCCAGGAUGCGAUUCUUCCAUCAGGCCAGCCUCUUCUUAGCCCACAGGCACACCUUUUUCUGGCCCUUGGCCUCUGCCCUGCUCCGGCAAGUGUUACAAAGCUCUUUUAGCUCUGCCAAUAAGUGCCACAGGCACUCCACUCCUGCCUUGGCCCAAAGAUGCUCAGCUCCAGCUCCCUGCCUUGGCGAACUUAGCUCCACCAAGUGCCUGGAGGCACCCUACUCCGCCAGCAGGCCUCCUGCCCAAAGACACUCAGCUUUCUUGCUCCUGCUGGCUGCUACUGCCACUGUUUCUCUGCCGCAGUUACCACAAUUUCAUGAGUUAGAGCCACCUGCCACAAACAACCAAUUCUUGAGACGGGUGAGGUGGGUAGCAAGAACUUUUUUAGAUAUACCGGUAUAUAGAGACAGAGAGGAAUGAUCUCCUCCUAAAGCUGUCUCCCUGGACUACAGGUCAGCUCCAGUUUUUAAGGGAAAGGGGCCGUAAGUUUUAGGGACUUGUGGAAUGUACAUUCUCUUUCUUCUAUUGGGUUUCGGUGGUCCUUUCUCAAACAUGUUGAUCUUUUCCUGCCAUUAUCCCAUUGGCUCAGGGGGUGGCUGGUGCCAUCCUUUGUCUUAUUUGAUAGGCUUAGAUCAAUAUCACUUGUUUUCCGUAGUCCUAGAGGAAACAUUGGCUAACACUUAACCUUUUGGGGGAGCUGACAUUAGGAUCUUACUUGGAGACAGGGAUGGCCUAGGGGAGGGAAAGGAGAGAAAGAAGAAAGAAGAAGGAAAAAAAAAAUUGGCUCAGGUACUGUUCAAGAUAUGGCUGAGCAGCCUAUUUCAAUCCCCCCUUUUUAUUAUAGGUUUCUCAAUCUUGGGAAACAGGAUGCCGUGUCUCUGUAGCUGCUUCGUGCUGGACGAGGGCGUAAAGGCCUAACGGGUAGAGAAGUGGAACU